This is a messenger RNA of Amblyraja radiata (thorny skate), 1723 nucleotides long. Its product is annotated as G-protein coupled receptor 54-like. Gene Ontology annotation, cellular component: plasma membrane. Bases 5 to 1123 code for a protein of 372 amino acids. Gene Ontology annotation, biological process: G protein-coupled receptor signaling pathway. Gene Ontology annotation, molecular function: G protein-coupled receptor activity. The record is from RefSeq and is a predicted model, not a curated record. Lineage: Eukaryota; Metazoa; Chordata; Chondrichthyes; Rajiformes; Rajidae. The transcript has 5 exons.
AAACAUGGAAGCGAGCGCUAACGGGAGCGCUAACAAGGAGGGCAGCGCUGGCUGGACAGACUGGGACAUCUCGGCUCGGCCCGGACCAGGAGUGGCCACCCUCAACCUGACGGGCGAGGGAGAUCCGCCCUUCCUCACCGACGCCUGGCUAGUCCCUCUCUUCUUCGCCCUGCUCAUGUUGGUGGGACUGGUGGGCAAUUCUCUGGUGGUCUAUGUGGUCAGUACCCGGCGGCAGCUCAGGACCGCCACCAACUGUUACAUCGUGAACCUGGCCACGACAGACAUCAUCUUCCUGGUUUGCUGUGUGCCCUUCACAGCCACACUCUACCCCCUCACCAGCUGGGUCUUUGGAGAUGUCAUGUGCAAACUGGUCAACUACCUACAGCAGGUCACUGUGCAGGCCACAUGUAUAACGCUGAUGGCCAUGAGCAUGGAUCGUUGCUACGCCACCGUCUACCCGCUUCAGUCCUUACGUCACCGCACCCCGAGGCUGGCCAUGGCGGUCAGUGUGGUCAUCUGGAUCAGUUCCUUCCUCCUGUCCGCCCCCAUGGCAAUGUACCACAGGAUAGCGAGGGGCUACUGGUACGGGUUCCAGACCUACUGUGUGGAGGCGUUUCCCACACAGUCCCAGCAGAAAGCUUUCAUCAUCUACAGCUUCCUGGCUGUGUACCUGCUGCCGCUGGUCACCAUCUGUGCGUGCUACACCCUCAUGCUUCACCGCGUCGGCCGACCCGUGGUCCGACCAGCUGACGGCGACUACCAGAAUGUCCACCAUUUGUCCGAGCGGUCAAUUGCCAUGAGAGCCAAGAUCACCAAGAUGGUUGUGGUGGUGGUUGUCUUGUUCACCUUGUGCUGGGGCCCCAUCCAGGUUUUCAUCCUCUUUCAGGUCUUCUACUCCGGCUUCCAAGUCAACUUUGAGACGUACAAGAUCAAGACCUGGGCCAACUGCAUGUCCUACAUCAACUCCUCCAUCAACCCCAUUGUCUACGCCUUCAUGGGCGAGAGUUUCAGGAGAUCCUUCAGAAAAGCUUUUCCCUUCAUGUUCAAGAAACGGGUGCGAGACGGCGCCUUCAGUAACGGCUCCAGAAAUGCACAGGUGAAGUUUGUCACCGAGGAAUCCUAAGCUCUACAAAGGUGACACGAACGCCUUUGUAUCUACUGUCUGGAACCAAAGGUGGAGUCUACAACCAAGUCAGUGACCAUCCCAGAGCCAGCUCUUCAACACGUCUGUCAGAAUAACUGGUGUCAAAGUUAAAACAAGGACAUCACUUACAUCAUUGGCGUACACCACUUACAAAAUGGAACAUACUUGAUUUUUUUCAUAAAUACAUUUCAUAAACUUAGGAUGUCACAAACUAUUUUUAAGUAAUGAAGUCACUAUGAGUUCGAGUUCAAGAGACAUUUAUUAUCACAUGCACCAAUUGGUACUGUGAGAUUUGAAUUACCAUACAUCGAAAUAUUGUAAUUACUGACUUAUCACUGUUACUGUUGUGGUCACUAUUAUAGUCAUGUUGUGGUCCCCAUUAUAGUCAUGUUGCUGUCAAUGUGUAGAACUGUUUACACAAUGGUGUUCGUUGUGAAGCAGUCACUUCAUCAGUCACUAAUGGAUAUCUGUUCAGGUACUUAAGUAAUUCCUGUCUUUAAUAUUAUUUGUUCCAAAUUUGCAAUGCUGCUUCGAGUUCAUAUUAAAAAAUAAGGAAUUGUGUAUCUCCUUGGGAAAAGA